AUGCCUAUCUGUGGAGUUGGAUCUUCUGUGAUGAACACUUCAAGCUGGAUAUAUGGACAAGUGCAUUCAUUACAUUUCAAAUACUCAAAAAAGGUAGAAAUGUCCAUCAUCAAUGCAAUUACACAUCAACUUCCUGCAGUAUAUGUUGAUGUCAGCCAAUGGAAAUUACCAGAGCAGGUUCAAAAUAACCUAGCUGAUCCAGAUUUUUAUAAACCAGGUAACAUUGAUCUGUUAUUGGGAGCAGAAUUGUUCUUCGACCUGCUAGGCAAUGAACAAUUAAAAGUAAACAAUCAAUUAGUUACUAUUCGCAACACCAAGCUAGGGUGGAUAGUAUCUGGAAGGGUAAAUUCAGCUCAACACCCGGUACCAUCAAUGUGUUUAUUGUCAUCAAUCUAUAACAAUGACGACAAACCUUCUAUCUUGUGCAACGAAGCAGUUAAAUGCGAGGAACAUUUCAAGUCCACAUAUACUAGAACCAAAGAAGGUCGUUUCAGUCUCAAGCUUCCCAUCAAGGACAUAUCAAUUCUAGGAUCCUCGUAUGAAAUGGCUCGUCGACGUUUCUUUAGUUUGGAAAAACGACUGUCGCAAAACGAUGAGUUACGUUCAAAAUAUAUCACAUUUUUACAGGAAUAUGAAGCAUUAGGGCACAUGUCACAAAUUAAAAAUGUUGAUGCCGUACAUACCAACUGUUAUUAUCUCCCACAUCAUGCAGUGCUGAGAGCAGAGAGCCUCACAACAAAAACGAGAGUUGUCUUUGAUGCAUCAGCCAAGACCACCAGUGGUAAAUCUCUAAAUGAUGUGUUGAUGAAUGGUGGAGUUGUCCAAGAUGAUUUGGUGUCAAUAUUAUUACGGUUUAGAAUGCACAAGUUUGUCAUGACUGCAUUAAAUGACCUACAUGUCAUUAAAUUUAGGAUGUUUCAACUCUCGUUUAAAUUUGACUAUUUCAUUCUUCCGUUUACCUGCGUCAAUGCGCUGUGA
This is a messenger RNA of Aphis gossypii (cotton aphid), 978 nucleotides long. RefSeq lists its product as uncharacterized. Lineage: Eukaryota; Metazoa; Arthropoda; Insecta; Hemiptera; Aphididae. The record is from RefSeq and is a predicted model, not a curated record. The transcript has a single exon. The coding region runs from base 1 to 978 and encodes 325 amino acids.